CUUCAAAACUUAAUUUAAAAAGUUGAGCGGAGUAACCAAACAAAGUUUAAAAGUGCAAUUAAAUUACCAAUUCUAUUACUAGGGUAAUUAUGCGCGGAUAUUCACUAGUUCAAACAAUAGUGCACAUCAAUCGACAAGGUAUAGGUUCACUGUAUUUAGCUGAAUCACUUAAUUUCAUACGUACUUUCAAGACUACAUUGAAAAAACAUCACUAUACAUCAAAAAAGAUGAUGUCUAGAAAUAUAGUUCCUAUCAAAACACAAAGUGUUAAUGCAAAGGAAAGUCCAGAAAUUAGUGUAGCCCAAGGCCGUUUGAGAGGAUCUGUAGAGCAGUUAUACAAUGGAACUCCAUACUACAGUUUUAAAGGCAUUCCUUACGCUGAGCCUCCAGUCGGGAAACUUAGAUUCAAGUCACCGCAGCCUCCAAAACCAUGGACAGGAGUGCUGGAAGCUGUAGAACACGGCAAGGUUUGUCCUCAAGUGGAGAUGUUCAGUGGACGGUUCCUGGAAGGAAGUGAAGACUGCCUCUUCCUCAACAUCUACACCAGCUCACUACAAACAAAGAAACCCGUGAUGGUAUUCAUACAUGGAGGAGCAUUCGUAUCAGGAUCCGGUGACAGUGAAUUAUUUGGACCCCACUAUUUGCUAGAAAAGGAUGUUGUAUUAGUCACAAUCAACUACAGGUUGGAAGUACUCGGUUUCUUGUGCUUGGAUACAGAAGAGGUGCCCGGUAAUGCUGGAAUGAGAGAUCAAGUGGCCGCCUUGAAGUGGGUGCAAGAGAAUAUAUCCCAGUUUGGUGGUGACCCCAACAAUGUGACAUUGUUUGGAGAGAGUGCUGGGAGUGUUUCGGUUAACCAUCAUGUACUGUCACCGCUUUCCCGUGGCUUGUUUCAUAAAGCAAUUAUGCAGAGUGGUGUAGCGUUAAAUGACUGGGCUAUUGGACAAGACGGCAAGGAAAGAGCUAUUAGAGCAGCUAAAGUCCUAGGAAAGGACAUAACAGAUCCAAAUGAACUGCUUAGCUUCUUUCAGACUGUACCAGCAAAAGACUUAGUGCUUAUGACAUUCAAAACAGUCACUAUGGAUGAAAAGCACCGCUGCCUGCCCAUACAUUUCUGUCCUGUUGUAGAAAAGACAUUUGAUAAUGUAAAACCAUUCUUGAAUGAUACACCAUUAAACAUAGUUUUACAAAACAAAGUUGCAAAUGUUCCUAUGAUGAUCGGCUACAAUACUUCUGAGGGUAUAAUGUUUAUCAGACUGUUUUUGAAGAAACUAGAUUUCAUACUUAAGAACUUUCAAUAUAAAGUUCCACGAGAAUUAGCCCAAAAAGUUUCUGAAUCCGUCCAAAAGGAGUUUGGUGAACGAAUAAGGGAGUUCUACUUUGGCGACAAAGAUAUCAGUAAAGAUACACAGGCUAUUAUAUCGCUGGAGUCUGAUUUCCACUUCGUGUAUGGAGUGCACCGUUUAGCCCAUUUUGUGUCUCAACAUAACAACUCUACAUACUUGUACACAUUUAAUACGCAAAGCGAUUUGAACAUUAUGAAGAAUGUGAUUAUGGGCGUGCCAGAAGUGGCAGGAGCGAGUCAUGUGGAUGAGCUGUUCUACUUGUUCAGUACAAAUAUGACCGCUGAUACUUACAGGGGUCAAGAAGAUGCGAGGCAGAAAGUGGAUGUUAUGACUAAGUUGUGGACGGAUUUCGCUAAAACUGGUAACCCAACUCCAGACGACAGUUUGGGUGUGAAAUGGCGGCCCUACUCGCAAAGCGGCGGCGAAUAUUUGAGCAUUGACGACAAGUUGACUGCGGGUAAGUUUGCCAACAGGGAAAGAGUCGAAUUCUGGAACAAACUGUAUGGAGAGGCUGGCUUGCCUUGUAUCACGAAGAGUCAUUUGUAACGAUGAUGAUGAUGAUAUCCUCUUCGUCGUAUCCGACAACAGCGACUCUUGCUUGUUUUUUAUCACAAUUAGUUACCUACUGAUGUGAUGUGUGGGAUACCGACAUAAUUAUUUGUACCUACCUGAAGUCUUAGUCAAACUUUGUGCUCAAAUAUAUUGUGCAAUAUUCAUUAGUAAAUUUAUAAUAUACUUAUAGUAUAUACCGUAGAAGAACAUUGUUAUAUUAUGAUUUAUUUUGUAUACAAUACAUAUUAAGAUUUAAUAACGUAUGUCUAAAGUAAAGUAGACUCUAGAAUUAUAGUCCCAAGGUACAGUCAUCAGCAGGGUAAAAUAAAAAUGGAAGAAUACCUCUUUAUAAAAUAAUAUUUUCCCACAUGACUUGCUAUUGACUGUAAGUGCCUAGUUGUUCUUUCACAUCAUAUAACGGGUAGAGUGGCAGCCAUCAUACUUAAAAAAUAUACAUAUAACUUUUGUCUUGUAACUUUUGACUACUUACAUCAAAUAAUAAUAAUAGAAUCACGAUGUAAGGAUGCAGAUGCUACACUACCCCUUUGUGGAAGCUAGUUUGUAGUGUGUAGUUUUUAUCGGUGGAGGAAUCUAUUGUACCCAUUUUUUAUAAUAAAUAUAUUAGAAUAGAACAAGAUAAAUAUACUUACUAAAAUAGUAUAAGAUAAUAAUUAUAUUACAAUAUUGUAUGUGUGUUGUCUUGUAGUAGUGGAUAGUAUUUGUUUUGCUGCGCAACUUAGGUAUUUAUAAAUACACAAUUCAUUAAAAAUACCUACUGAU
Messenger RNA from Plutella xylostella (diamondback moth), 2675 nucleotides. Its product is annotated as esterase FE4. Lineage: Eukaryota; Metazoa; Arthropoda; Insecta; Lepidoptera; Plutellidae. The record is from RefSeq and is a predicted model, not a curated record.